AUGGCAAAUCAUAGCAUAGUACGUGAACUUAAACUUCAUAGUCCAGCUGGUGUUGAACCAGCUGUAUUUACUUGGCCUAAUAUUGAGCGACAAAAAACAAAAAAAGAUUCAGUUUUUAUCGGUGGUGAUGAAAUUGUUCGAACAAUUCGUUUAGUUUUUGAAGAUUAUCCCGUAUUAUAUCAACAAAAUCUUGGCCUCGAUAAUUGUGAUAUACAUUCAUAUAGUAAAAUGAAAGAAUUAUGUGAUAAAUUUAAUAAAAUAAUUGACACACAUGUCAAAUUAAAUCGUGGUACAGAAGCUUUUUCAGCACGUCUUCAACAAUGUCCAACAGCUAAAUUAUUUCGUCAUAUACUUGCUCAAGUUUAUAGUCGAGCUGUAACUGAUCCAGAUAAACUACGUGACUAUGAACCAUUUUCACCAUCAGUUUAUGGUGAAACAUCACCAGAUUUAAUUGAUUCAAUUCUUAAAAUAAUUAAUUUAACUGAAGAACAAACAUUUAUUGAUCUUGGUUCUGGUGUUGGAAAUGUUGUUUUACAUAUCGCUGCAUUAUCUAAUUGUAAACAUGUUUAUGGUAUUGAACAUGAAGAAACUCCAGCAACAUAUGCACGUGCUAUGGCUGAGGAAUUUCGUUUUUGGAUGCGUUGGUACGGUAAACGUUAUUCAGAAUUUCAAUUAGAACAGGGAGAUUUUUUAACACAUCCAAAAGUUGAUGAAAGAAUUAAAGAAGCUGAUGUGAUUUUUGCUAAUAAUUAUGUAUUUGGUUCAACAGUUAAUCAUGAAUUAAAAGUUAAAUUUAUGAAUAUGAAAGAUGGUGCAAAAAUUGUUUCAUCAAGAGAGUUUUGUUCGGAAACAUUUCGACUUAAUGAUAGAACAAAAAAUGAUUUAGGUGCUGUUAUGCAUGUAACAAAACCAGAAGAAUUUCUUGGAAAAGUUAGUUGGUCAGAUAAAUGUGUUCAAUAUUAUCUUCAUGUCAUUGAUCAUAGUAAAUUAGCACAUUACUAUGAAAAAAUGCAUCAAAUUCAUACGAAAGGAUCAAAAACAAAUCAUUUGAAACAUAAUGACGAUGAUCAAUCAUCAUCAUCAAACAACUCUUCCAUUCGAUCUUUAUCAAUUCUCAAAAAUAGUCAACAAACUAAAACAACAAAAAUUGAUGAAAAUCAACCACCAACUCCUCAGUUAAAACAUUCCAAACGUAAACGUGAAAUAAAAUCUCCAAUCCCAACAGCAUCACCAUCAAAUCAUUCAACAAUAAUUAGUGCACGUGGUCGUAAAAUUCAUAUAAAACAUCAAUCAGAUAAUGAAUCCGAAUUUGAUUCUGACGCAUCAAAUGAUGAAUUAUUUAAUUCUAAACAUCGUCGUUCAUCAUAUAAAGAUUAUCAAGUAACAUUAGAUGAAUUACAUACAGCAUCAGAAAAAUUUAUUCAAUUAAAUCAAAAUUUUCAAAUGAAAAAUCAACAAUUUAAUUAUCAAAAUAUGACAAAUUUAUCAAAUGAUAAUCUUCAUGUGAAUGAUUUUCAUGAUUGUUUAUUAGAACAAAAUGAUCAAAAUAUAUUUAAUUCAAUAAAUACAUAUUUAGAACAAUUUCGUCAACGUCUUAUAACAUAUUUUACAUAUAUGAAAUCAGAUAUUUAUCGUGAACAUUUAAAAAAACAAUUAGAUAAUGAAAUGGAAUUAAAUAAAACAUUAAAAAUGAAAGUUAAUUGUUUAGAAAAUAAUAUUAAAGCUUUACUAGAUGAUGCUAUUAAUUUACUUAAAUUACGUACAAAUGAAUUAGGUAUUGACGAAUUAGAACGACCUGUACAAUUGAUAUCAUAUGCAAAUGAUAUAUCAAAUAAACAUAAAGAAUUACGUUCAAAAGUUGCAACACUUGAAAAAGAAAUAGCAGAAUAUAAUUAUGAAAAUGAUAAAAUGAAUUUUAUUUUGAAUAAUAUUCUAACAAAUGGACAUCAAUCAUCAUCAUCAAUAACAACAACAGAACAAUUAUUACAUGAUAAUGUAUACUCAACAUUAUUAGUUAAUAUGAGUAGACAAACACAACAACAAGAAAAUAAACAACAAUUUAAUCAUAUUGAUUAUUUAAAUAAAUCAUUAACGGAAACAAACCAAGUAUCUUGUGUAUCAAUUCGUUCAAAUACUUCUGUUGAUAAUGAUUUUGAUUUAAAUUCAAAAUCGAAUCAAAAUACUUCGCCAUUAUAUAACGUCGUUAAGUCAGAACGAAAAACUGAUUUUAUUAUUCAAAAACGAGCAAAAAAAAUUUCGAAUCCGAAUUCAGAUGGUCAUGCAAUUGUUUCACCAAUAAAAAUCAUUAAAGUUACUGAUAAACAUAAUGAUUUACAAGAAUGUUUACCUCAACCAUCAAAUAUUUCAACUAAUACUAAUAAUCUUCUAUCAACGAAACAAAUUGAACCAGUACAAGUUCAUUCAGUUGUAUCUAAAGUUGAACAUCAAACAAAACAAGAGAAACUUGUACAACCAUCAAUUGUACAAUCAAAAAAUAUUCAAACAGUAAUCAAUACUUCUUUAUCAUCAUCAUCGAACAAAUCAGAUGACAUUAGUCAAGAAAUGAUAAUGCAAUCACCACGUAAAAAACGUGAUUUUUAUGGAAAAUCAUCGGGUACACCUAUUUUAUCAUCAUCAUACAAUAGGUCUCAUCGUCAUAUGAAUAAAACAGAUUCAUUUUCAUCAAAUAAAAAUCGUCCUUCAUCAACACCAGCUUGUACAGAAGUAUUAUCAAUAACUACUUUACCUGAUCGACCUAUAUCUAUUCCUCCAUUAAGAACAUCAUCGUAUAUUUAA
Messenger RNA from Rotaria sp. Silwood2, 2796 nucleotides. Lineage: Eukaryota; Metazoa; Rotifera; Eurotatoria; Philodinida; Philodinidae. The record is from the annotation of a GenBank genome assembly.